Molecule: messenger RNA, 2962 nt
Organism: Chlamydomonas reinhardtii
Lineage: Eukaryota; Viridiplantae; Chlorophyta; Chlorophyceae; Chlamydomonadales; Chlamydomonadaceae
Exons: 11
Coding region: 18-2348 (776 amino acids)
Biological process (GO): translational elongation; ribosome disassembly; mitochondrial translation
Cellular component (GO): chloroplast; mitochondrion
Molecular function (GO): GTP binding; GTPase activity; translation elongation factor activity
Source: RefSeq, a predicted model, not a curated record
AAUACAUCAGCACCAAUAUGGCCCUCAAGUCCAGCAUCAAGUCGGGUGUGCGUGCCCAGGCCGGUCGCAAGACUGUCGCCCCUGUGGCUAGCUCCGCGGCCGUGAAGGUCGUUCGCAGCUCGGCCAUGGCCAGCGGUCUGCAGUCCUCUUUCAAGGCUGGCUGCCGUCGCGCGGCCGUGAGCCGCGCGAGCAUCCGUCGUGCUGCUCGCCUGGCGGUGCAGGCCUCGGUCCAGCCCACCCCUACCUACGACUCUCGUCGUGAGAAGACUCUGGACCGGUACCGCAACAUUGGUAUCAUGGCCCACAUCGAUGCCGGCAAGACCACCACCACCGAGCGCAUCCUGUACUACACCGGAAAGUCGUACAAGAUUGGUGAGGUGCAUGAGGGCACUGCCACCAUGGACUGGAUGGUCCAGGAGCAGGAGCGCGGCAUCACCAUCACGGCCGCCGCCACCACCUGCGCGUGGAAGGAGCACCGCAUCAACAUCAUCGACACCCCCGGCCACGUGGACUUCACCCUGGAGGUGGAGCGUGCUCUGCGUGUGCUGGACGGCGCCGUGGCCGUGUUCGACGCUGUGUCGGGCGUGGAGCCCCAGUCCGAGACCGUGUGGCGCCAGGCCGACAAGUACAAGGUGCCCCGGAUCUGCUUCGUGAACAAGAUGGACCGCCUGGGCGCCGACUUCUACAACUGCGUGAAGAUGGUGGUGUCCAACCUGGGCGCCAAGCCCCUGUGCAUCCAGAUUCCCAUCGGCUCCGAGGACCAGUUCAAGGGCAUGAUUGACCUGGUGAAGAUGAAGGCCAUCGUGUGGAACGGCGAGGAGCUGGGCGCCAAGUUUGAGGAGCUGGAGAUCCCGGCCGACAUGCAGGACAAGGCCCAGGAGUACCGCGAGAAGCUGAUUGACAUGAUUGUGGAGCAGGACGACGCCGUGCUCGAGAAGUACUUCGAGGGUGAGAUGCCCGACGAGGCCACCAUCCGCCGCCUGAUCCGCAAGGGCACCAUCGCCCAGGCGUUCGUGCCCAUUGUGUGCGGUACCGCCUUCAAGAACAAGGGUGUGCAGCCCCUGCUGGACGCCGUGGUCGAGUACCUGCCCAGCCCUCUGGACAUUGAGGCCGUGCAGGGUGUGGACAUGAACGACGCCGAGGUGUCCAUGAUCCGCAACUCGGAUGACAGCGCCCCCUUCUCGGGCCUGUGCUUCAAGAUCAUGACUGACCCCUUCGUGGGCUCGCUCACUUUCUGCCGCAUCUACUCGGGUGUGCUGGAGGCCGGCAGCUACGCGCUCAACUCCAACAAGAACAAGAAGGAGCGCAUCGGCCGCCUGAUGAUGAUGCACGCCAACAACCGUGAGGACAUCAAGGCCGCCUUCGCUGGUGACAUCGUUGCCAUCGGUGGCCUGAAGGACGUGGUGACCGGUGACACGCUGUGCGACGACAAGGCGCCCAUCAUCCUGGAGAAGAUGGACUUCCCCGACCCCGUGAUCAAGAUUGCCAUCGAGCCCAAGUCCAAGGCUGACCUGGAGAAGAUGGGCAUGGGCCUGAACAAGCUGGCGCAGGAGGACCCCUCGUUCAACUUCUCUCGUGACGAGGAGACCAACCAGACCGUCAUUGAGGGCAUGGGUGAGCUGCACCUGGAGAUCAUCGUGGACCGCCUGCGCCGCGAGUUCAAGGUGGAGUGCGAGGUGGGCGCGCCCCAGGUCAACUACCGCGAGGGCAUCAGCCGCGGCAACGAGGUGCGCUACGUGCACAAGAAGCAGUCGGGCGGCAGCGGCCAGUUCGCUGACGUGGCCAUCCGCUUCGAGCCCGGCGAGCCCGGCACCGGCUUCGUGUUCAAGUCGGAGAUCAAGGGUGGCACCGUGCCCAAGGAGUACAUCCCCGGUGUGCUCAAGGGUCUGGAGGAGUGCAUGUCCAGCGGCUCGCUGGCCGGCUUCCCCGUGGUGGACGUGCAGUGCACGCUGUACGACGGCUCGUACCACGAGGUGGACUCGAACGCCCUGGCGUUCCAGAUCGCUGCCCGCGGCGCCUUCCGCGAGGCCAUGGGCAAGUGCGGCGCCCGCCUGCUGGAGCCCAUCAUGAAGGUUGAGGUGAUGACGCCCGAGGACCACAUGGGCGACGUGAUUGGCGACCUCAACUCCCGCCGUGGUAUCAUCAACAAGUUCGACGACAAGCCCGGCGGCAUGAAGCUGGUGCAGGCGUACGUGCCGCUGUCUGAGAUGUUCCAGUACGUGUCAGUGCUGCGCGGAAUGACCAAGGGGAGGGCGCAAUAUACGAUGCAGCUGGAGCGCUACGAGGUGGUCCCGCCCAACAUCCAGCAGGACAUCGUGGCCAAGUCCAAGGCCGGCGCCUCCGCGUGAAGCAGCUGUGCAAUUGUGCAGUCUGCUUGAGGGAUUUGGUGUUGGAUGUCGAUGGCCUGGCGGCAGCGGCAGUAGAUGUUGCUGGAGCUGGCGCGGCGCCGCGCCUGCGGGUGUGUGCGGUCGAGGGUGAGCCAUGGAAGUCUGUCCAGCGGUACGAGCGGGUGGCCGCGCCGGAGCGGUGGGUUUGCUGCAACGGCUUGCCCGCGCGCUUGUCCACACGCGAGCCGGGCAGUGCCGCGGUGCAUCAAGCUGGGUAAUCGUGACAGACUGGUUGUGGUGUGACGGUAACGGGCAGGGGGUGUGACACGCACCAACAUGACAUGUGACGUGCGUCGCCCCCGAGCGCGCAAGAUGUCCUCGGUCGUUUCUUGAGUUGUUGGUUUCGUGAUGGUUACUGGUACGGUACACGGGCGGUGAAGGCUGAGCGCCUUGAUUGGUGCAAGUGGCGUGGGCAGUGGUUGUCGCUCGUCCCACUCGAUUUUGUUACGAGUUCAAAGAGGUCUGGUGAGCUGAGUGAGGGAUUGAAUCCGACCAGGAUUUGUCCAGACAGGCGAGAGCAUGGUGUGUCGAGAGUAGCCUGCAAAGGCUUCCGCAAACUGUAACUCGUAUAUCGA